AUGAAUUUUGAAUCAGAUUAUUUACAAAAUUUAAAUUUAGAUUUUGAUUCAUUAAAUAAUAAUGUAUCUCCAAAUCUAAAUCAAGAUCAAUUACAGCAAGAUUUAGAUUUAUUUAGUAAAGCAGCUAAUGACUUCUUUGAUUUAGAUGUUUUGAAUAAUAAUGAAAUCAAACCUAUUAAACCAGUAAUUAAGGAAGAAGAAGUAGAACCUCAAAAUAACUUUUAUUCACCAACAGCUGGUUAUCAAUUUUUACAUCCAUCACCACCUCAAGAAAUUACUCAACCAAAUACAGGUAUUAAAAGAUCACAUUCAGUUAUAUCAACUCCAUCAAGUGUGAAUACACCAGCAUCUAAUUCAACUCCGCUCACUGCUCAUUUUGCUGCAGCUGAAGAUAAAAGAAAAAGAAAUACAGCAGCUAGUGCUAGAUUUAGAAUUAAAAAAAAAUUAAAAGAACAAGAAAUGGAAAAAAAAUCAAGAGAUUUGGAAGAAAAAGUAUCAGUAUUAGAAAAGAAAUUGAAAACUAUGGAAAUGGAAAAUAAAUGUUUAAAAUCAAUAAUCUUACAACAAAAUGAACAAAAAAACGUUGAUUUACUAGAAUCAAUUAAAAAAAGAUCAAUUUUGGAUUCAAAUAUUCAAUUUGAAUAUACCAAUUAA
Molecule: messenger RNA, 654 nt
Organism: Insectozyma verbasci
Lineage: Eukaryota; Fungi; Ascomycota; Pichiomycetes; Serinales; Debaryomycetaceae
Source: the annotation of a GenBank genome assembly